CCUAAAAUAUAAUCAGCCAUUCACACACACACACACACACACACACACGUACACUUUUCACACCCUUCUAGUCAACGCUCCUUGACUUGUCCACCCUCUGAACUUUCCUCUGUUUAUUCCAUCCUCUACACACAUACUGUCUCUCUUCCUCCUCCCUCGCUCACUUGCUCUCUCUCUCUCUGACUGGCUGUGUGUGUGUGUGUGUGUGUAGAUAGAGGAAGUGUUAUUCGGCGUGUCUCUCUCCCUCUCAGUCAACUUCAUGUGCAUAGCGAUGUAGCCCACAGACUCUACAAAACAGUACAUAUAUUUGCUUUUUUCCAUCAUAGUGACCACCAGAAGUGACAUCAUCAUGCUCUCAUGAUGGCAUCGUGGGUAAACUCUGGUGACUGUAGCAGUAUGGACUCAGCAGAAUGUGCAGCUUUGGAUUCAGAAAUCUACCGAAGCCUACAGGCCAUUCUGAGGGAGCUGGACAACUCACAGCCUGCGGUCAAUAAAGGAAUGCUAAGGUGGACUUUGCACAAGAAGGUGCAGUGUGAUCCUCAGAGGAGCCUCGCUUUGGUCAGAGUAACUCUCAAGGAACUGGAGAGAGCUGAGAGAGUGGACCUGAAAUCCUACAUCAUCCCGCUGUUACACACUCUCAUGUAUGCUGUCAUACAGGUGGUGUACAUUCCUGAUGAGCUGUAUAAAAGACUUUAUGAGUCAUGUAAGAGGAUGCUAACGCUGCCAGAGCCGUUCUGUUCUGUAGGACUCAAUUACACUAGACAACUAAAAACAGAGAGACACACACCAGGACUGCUGUAUCUAAGGAAGCUUAUGUCUGAACACAGUCUGAGGAAUGAGAAUUAUCCUCUACAAGAGCAUGUGUUUGUGUUUGCAGACCCAGUGGUGUUCUCAGAGUCUCUGUGCUCGGUGUUGAAGGAAGAUCUGGAGGCUGAGGGUCGGAUGGAGACGCAGCUGGGCUACAUGCGUGAUGUGAUACAGCGCCUCCUACAGGCCACGCUGGGAGAGGACAACUGUCAUGGACCAACACUCACACACGCCCUGGAGGUCUCUGUCUCACAAACACACACACACACACACACACACACACACACACACAACCAUUCAAACGUUUUGUUUUCCUGAAGUGGAGGAUUAAGACAUCAGAGUCUUUACUUUGGAGCCUCACAGAUCCUCAUCCAACAUCUAACAGCUUCAUCAGAUCUCCACAAAACACCAGUCUCUUCUUCCACCAUGUGGAAAUAACACUGGGGUGCUGACCUCCUGGACACAGGCAGAGGUUUAGAGACGAAGCCACAUCUGUGACACAGACACUGGACCGAGGAGUACUGUCAGAACCAAGUCAUGGCCCGAUGAGUCUGUGUUUGAGGUGUUUGGAUCUGAGGAGAUGUGAUGUGCUGCAGGAGCUGGACACUACACAGGGAGAUGACCAGUCCAAGCAGAAGCAUGAGGAGCAUCACGAGGAGCAGGCAGAAGAUCACACUGAGAGUCUACAUCAGUCUUAAUGGACAUAGAUACCAGCUAAAGAGUGGGGAUUAGUCACAGUGGAUGGAACAUGGGUCUAAUUUCACGUCAUCUCUAAGUCUCAGAAUUGCAGCAUGUGAACCGGCAAGAGAGCAACGGACCUGCGAGAGGGUGUGGCGUUAGGGUCUGAUUUCAGGAGAGACAAACACUCACACACAGAACAAACACUCACACAGAACAGACACUCACACACAGAACAAACACUCACACAGAACAGACACUCACACACAGAACAA
This is a messenger RNA of Hemibagrus wyckioides, 1760 nucleotides long. RefSeq names its product phosphoinositide 3-kinase regulatory subunit 6-like. The record is from RefSeq and is a predicted model, not a curated record. Gene Ontology annotation, biological process: G protein-coupled receptor signaling pathway; positive regulation of MAP kinase activity. The coding region runs from base 358 to 1125 and encodes 255 amino acids. Gene Ontology annotation, molecular function: 1-phosphatidylinositol-3-kinase regulator activity. Gene Ontology annotation, cellular component: phosphatidylinositol 3-kinase complex, class IB. NCBI's taxonomy places the organism in Eukaryota, Metazoa, Chordata, Actinopteri, Siluriformes, Bagridae. The transcript has 8 exons.